GCGUUUGCUGGAGCUGAUUCAUUGCUAAGAUCGACACAUCCAUUUCUAUUGAAAACCAAAGCCGAGAAUCCCAAAUUUGCCCAAGAUCCAUUUGUCUGCACAGCGCUAAACAGCGCGGUCGUGAACCAGUAAACGUCACUAGCCCGUGGAUACGUCAGUGGCCAACAGUCAGACACAGCGCACAAUCAGAUCUUGAGGCACCUCCAGCUUAAGCGCAGCCCCCCGCCCCCACUGACGCUCACCAAUUCGCCCCCGUUACACCAGCUGCAGUGCGUCAGGUAGCUGCGCCCUCCACUCCAUCCAUUCACUCACCUCUGGUUCUAGUACUUUAUUAGCCCAGCUAAUUCAUCUAACGAACGAAACGUCCUGGAGCAACCUUGCCAACUCUUCAUCAACUACGACACGACUUUCUGUAGACUCGCUGGGUUGUAUUAAAUCCUUAACUUGAUCCGCUUGCCUUGCAGGACGUCCCUCUCUGUCCUCUGAACACUUUCAAGUUCAACUUUCCAGUGUUGCAAUAGUCUUUCCACAUUCAGCGCCAGGUCCGUCUUGCGCCGACGAAUUAAACACGCCAAGCUGGUCUCGACCAGCACCCCACCCUCUACCCUUACUACGACGGUAUACUUCCACAGCUACCCGCAACGCUCGCGUGUAGCGAUUCUGCAAAGUCCUACUCCGACGACGAUAGAACCGAUACCAAGCUUCAGCCUUCAACAGCAUCAACAGUGCUGACAUCACCUCUCUGCGCAACGCCACCUAGUAUUCUCUUGUCCCUAACACAAGCUGGCGAGCAACAAGCGUCGCAGUCUCUCCUCAACUGGAGGAAGUCUGCUGAAUAGAAUGUUUGGCGGCAGUUCAAACAACUCAGCGGGCAACAAAUCCGAGAGCGAUUCAAAAUCCGAUAAAUCCCCUUCUCCCGAACCUGGCCCAGGCCCCAGCGCUCCGGCUCCAAUUAAGACAACUGAUCAGGCUGCAAGCGGUGAGAAGCGCAGUGGAAAUGGCAGCCCCCCUACUCGACAAGAUACCGGUGGAUCGACCGACAAGAAACGCAGAAGUAGCAGCGUUAGUAGUCGGGCCAGCAGUCUUCUGGCCUCUGCCAAAAACUCGCUCAACUUCUCCCAGAGUAGUCGCAGUGGGGGCUCUGAAGUAAGCUCCCAGACACCUCUCCAGAAGCUUGGCAAACAGGAUCCUGCUCUUGCAGUCCCCCAGGGUCAACAUAAUAACUCUGCCGGGGAAUCCAUGCCGGGUCCCAAGUCUACGUUCCGCGUUGGUGUUUGGGAAGAUAGGAACAAGAAAUGCCGUCGUACUAUGGAAGACACUCAUGCUUUUCUUUAUAAUUUUGUGCAGACUCCAGCCUUAAACGAUGUGUCUUUAAAGGACAAGCCUGAAGGCGAGGAUCGGGAAUCUGUUUCCUCCGACAUGGUUGAGUCAGACAAUGGUUACUUUGCUAUUUUUGACGGACAUGCUGGUACAUUUGCAGCCGACUGGUGUGGCAAAAAGCUGCACCUUAUUCUGGAGGAUAUCAUACGCAAAAACCCCAAUGCUCUGAUUCCUGAAGUGUUAGACCAGGCCUUUACAGCCGCUGAUGCACAGUUGGAAAAGCUGCCCCUAAAGAACAGCGGUUGCACUGCAGCUGUCGCAGUCUUACGCUGGGAGGAUAGAGCGUCGAAUGAUCGAUCAGCCAUCAAGUCCGCUAGGCCGGAAGAGCCUGUUGAGAUGGACAAGGCAAAAGAUGGAGCUUCGAAUGAGGAGGCAACCAAAGCUACAAAUUCAAAAGGAAAGGGCAGUGGACGACAAAGGGUACUGUACACCGCAAAUGUUGGUGAUGCCCGUAUAAUUCUUUGCCGAGGUGGAAAGGCUCUGAGACUCUCUUACGACCACAAGGGCAGUGAUGAAGUCGAGGGUAAAAGAAUCGCCGCGGCCGGAGGCUUGAUUCUGAAUAACCGCGUCAACGGUGUUCUGGCUGUAACCCGGGCUCUUGGUGAUGCCUACAUGAAGAAGCUUGUCACGGGUCACCCUUAUACCACCGAGACAGUCAUUCAGGCUGAUAGUGACGAGUUCAUUAUCAUUGCUUGCGACGGAAUUUGGGACGUAUGUAGUGGAACAGGAAGCGUUGAUCCUCGGGCGCAUGGUUUGAGAAUCCCGUAUCGGCCCUCAAAAGCAGCUUGGUGAAUUAUGCACUAAAACCGCUUCAGCACUUGAACAAUCUUGUCUUAGCAUGGUCGUCCGACUGGACCAGAACAAGGAGGCUGCAGUUGAGGUGGAAGGUGCAGCGUCCCAGGUCAGUGAGGCAGACAAGAUUGUCAGCGAGACUAAACAAAAGAUUGCAGACGGUAGCACGCCCGCCGUCGGUGUAUCAGCGACUAGCAACGCGCCCCAAUCCGAGCCCCCUAUAGCUGUUCAGGAAGGGAAUUUUGUGCCAACUUCACUGGAUGAAGUGGUUACGGAGGAGCCUCCCCAUGUUGCAGAUCCAAAAUCGGAUGAGGUUCCUAUAUUGAAUAAGGCCGCUGUUGAAGAGGCCCGCAAGGAUAAGCCAGCCGCAGACAAGCCGGCGGAAGAGAAGCCCGCUGGACAGGCAUAAUUCAAAUACACUGGGUAGACAUGAGGCACUAUGGACACACCCCAGACUCCUUAGUUGGUCUCAGAGCAAGAGCUUCACCAUUCAGUGAGAACAGGAUAAGGAUCUGGUGGGUUGUUCGUCUCUCCACCUGGACCACUCCCCAUCUCCUUGGAUCAGGGCUUGUAAAGUGCGGUGAUGCGAUGUGCAUACAAGGUGCUGUGAUGGGAUUCAUGUCUUGAGUGGGUUUACACAGAGCUGAAAGGAGCUUGAUCAGCCUUGGGUUGGUUUUAUAGGUUAGCUGAGGAGCGCCCUCGUACAUGCGAAAGGAGGGGUGACACUGCUGAUGCGGUACAAUGGUGUAUUGAUAUUAACAUGAUUACGACUUGGAACAAGAGUCGAUCUUUCGAGUUCAUUCAUUGUAUCUGAUACUUGUUGCUAGGUUAUAUAUGUAGUAUUGCCAUCUACUGUCGUAAGAAAGCUAUGCCUCU
Molecule: messenger RNA, 3048 nt
Organism: Fusarium verticillioides 7600
Lineage: Eukaryota; Fungi; Ascomycota; Sordariomycetes; Hypocreales; Nectriaceae
Product: protein phosphatase
Exons: 3
Coding region: 841-2172 (443 amino acids)
Biological process (GO): protein dephosphorylation
Molecular function (GO): protein serine/threonine phosphatase activity; cation binding
Source: RefSeq, a predicted model, not a curated record